This is a messenger RNA of Aspergillus campestris IBT 28561, 6960 nucleotides long. RefSeq names its product putative Rho guanyl nucleotide exchange factor. The coding region runs from base 1 to 6960 and encodes 2319 amino acids. The transcript is spliced from 9 exons. Gene Ontology annotation, biological process: proteolysis; intracellular signal transduction. Gene Ontology annotation, cellular component: cytoplasm. Gene Ontology annotation, molecular function: protein binding; cysteine-type peptidase activity; guanyl-nucleotide exchange factor activity. The record is from RefSeq and is a predicted model, not a curated record. NCBI's taxonomy places the organism in Eukaryota, Fungi, Ascomycota, Eurotiomycetes, Eurotiales, Aspergillaceae.
AUGUCCGGCGGCAAUGUCGAACACGUUUCUUGCUUCCUUGACAGCAAUGACAACGCCCUUCACCUCCCACGCCAAUCUUCUCCCACUCCUUCCGAUGCUUUCGACGACGCCUUGUCACAGAUUCCUCUCGAAGCAUCUCUCCUCGCGCCAUCCGUCCCCACACCCGUCUUGCGUCCCAGUACCACAUACCCUCCUCCGGGUCUCACAGAUUCGCGGCCUUGCGACGCAUCCCUGACCCUUCAUCCCGAUCCAGACGACGCGCAGCUUCGGUCCUCCUCGCCCGACCCGGACGACUUCUACCGGACGCACCCCCCCGCAUCCACCCCUGGGGAUGAGAUCGCGGUCGACUCGGCGAGGGCAUUCAUGGUCGGCAUCAGCAACAGCGUAGCCGCCGACAGAUACCCCCCAUACUACCAGCGCGUGGCAUCCGAGCCGACGUCCUUGUUUGAUGCGAAUGGGAACGGUGUCCAGUAUCGCUCCGUCUCCGAUUCGUCCCAGGGACCCUUCAAGCCCGAUCCCGCCAAACGUCCGCUCGCCGGGGCUGUGACCGGAAGAGCCAGACAGGCCUCCUUCAAGGACCUGGUCAACAAGUUCAACAACAACGUCGACCAGGUGCUGCCCCGUCCCUCCGCAACUCCCUCUAGAUCGCGGAACCCGUCGAGAGCCGCCAGCCCGGCGAGCCCCAUCGACGGCCACGCGCGCGCCAGAGCAUUGUCGCAUCGGCGGGAAACGCUCGAAUCCUCGACCCGACGACACCCCCUGCUCCGUGGGCACUCGACAGGGUUGCCCGGCCAAGAGCCGCUGACUCUCGUCCCGCCCCCACUGCGGACACAGGACCUCGACCCCCCGUCGCCGGCCGAUUGGGACACCAACGCCCAUCUGCCUCGACCGCAUCCCGUGGGAGACCGACUGGCCGUCGAUACGAACGUCUGGAGCCGAGAGCCGCUCGGCCUGUCACCCUUCCAACGUCGAGGAUCCGAAGGGACGAUCCCCAGUCCGCACCCCGCGACCCGCGACCUGUCUCCGGGCCGGUCCCCCUUGACCCCCACCGCCUGGUAUCUAGGCCGGACGCCCUAUCUCGAAGAAGUGACGACGGGCACCAGUGCCAAUUCGCACAGACGCGCGCGAAGUGAUUUAGCCGGAAACUGGCCUGGUGGCGCCGCCGCGCCCACUGCCGAUUCCCACAUGGCCAUCCCGCUCCCCUUGCCGUUGGAUGCCCGGACCCCCCCGGAGAGUCCACAUUCCAAGUCCCGCAUUCCCCUCUCGGCACACCGCCUCAGCUCGCCUUGCAGCUCGAGCGACUCCUCGCCCACGGCCAAGACCACCCCACCGUCCUGGGGCGCCCGGGCCGCCGCCCCCGUGCCCCUGCCACCCCGAGGAAUUAGCCGCUUACCCAAACCGGCCCCCACUCCCCCUCGCGUCCGCGAGAGCAACGAGGGCCCACCGUCGUUUGCGACCAGUCCGCUUGCGAAACGCCCGGUGACCCGUGAUCGCCAACGACACCCAGCCCCGAAUCGGGGUCCCUUGCCCGACCCCUACAUAACCGCCGACGGCCCCAAGAAGUCGCCUCCCCUCCGCAGCUCCCGACCCCGACAUCCCGUCUCGCGCACCGCACCCCCUCACAAACCCCGAUCCAAGGUAGUCGAGACCGUGUCGAACCUGCAGCGCCAGAUCAACCGCGACCACGAGCCGCGGAGUGCCCGGCCGCGGGAGCGCAGACUGCCCGAACUGGGACAUGUCGACUUUGCGACGCGACGGCAACGCAUCCAACAGGCCUUCAACCGCACCGUCCAGGAGAAUGAGCGCAAGGCAGAGAAGGCUGCGGAGCUCCGACGGCACGCCCAGGCGCAACAAAAGGGUCCUCCUCCGCCCCGUUCGGCGGCACCAGAACGGCCCGCGAGCCCCCCGGCCCAAAUCGAGAGCCCACGCCAUAUGGAUGACUCCGCGACCGUGAUCGAGGACGCUCCCGAGGCCAGCCCUGAAGAGACCACCCCGCCGCGCGUCGUACCGGGCCUCACCGAUGCGGACUCGCCUCCCCCGCUCCGAGUCGAUACCAACUUCGUGCCGCAGGCACCGAUCCCCCGGUCCGUCGAGCCUCUCACUGCGAUGGACUCGCCGACGUUAGGACGGCCUGAUGUCGCUGGCGAUCCGCAGGAUCGCGCUCCGACCAGCGCUUCGGCCGUCACCCCGGAAUCGGCCACCACCCGGGACACGGCCUUCGAUCCCGAGCCGCAGACCGAGCUGUCCCGUCAUACCCUGCACGAAUCGCACCGGACCCUGUUGAGCCAGAUCAUGCAGAUCCGCGAGUCCAGCCCCAGCAGCUCCUCGUGCGACGACCGUGACUGUAGCUUCUCGGACAACGAGGAUAAAGAAUCGAUUCCGAUCAUGUUACCCGAUGACCCUCUCGGCUGCGAUGCCUCCGUGGGGAGCAGCGAUUAUCACCAGCUCCGGACGCACUACCCCCCACACGACGACCGGAUGGCGAACGCGCUCGUCAACCGGUGGAGCAUCAGUUCGUGGUCUUCCUCGCUCCGCAACCAGAACUCUACCGACGAUCAAUGUGAAGGCAGCGGGGAUGACCUCUCCCAGCUGCAACCCUGCACCGAAGAUAGCGGACUGGCGACCCAGUCGUGCUCCGCCUUCUCCAGCACCCCGCCGUCCGUCGCCGGCGAUCGCCGCUCCCAGAACCUGUCCGUGCCCACUCACCCGCCAUCGGAGGCGAAGCCGGACGGCGGAUCGCAGACGCACCCGUGGGACCACUCUCGCUCCGCCAGUCUGGCCAAGUUGGGCGGAUGGGACUCCAAGCGCGUGACGCAGCUGUACUUUGAAGAACUGGCGCGUGGGAGGGGGCAUCGUCUGCCCAUCCCGGCCGCCCACACAUCCGUCGACGCCGGCAAGCGUGCCGACGGGCGGACGGACAGUCUGACCGACGACCCGGUCCUGGUGUCCAACGCUGAUGGUAUCCCGUCGUCCAAUCGCAACGCCCACACGGCGAGUCUAAUUCUCCGGGAUGACUGGGAACACGCCUCUCCGUCGAUCAUGGAUUGGAUGCAAAUUGCGGCCGAUGAAUCGUCUCCGCAGGAACACCGCGGCGCCAAAGCCGACGGUGAGCCCACGCCUCGGCUUGUGACUCCGGACUCGCGCCAGCCGUGCUCGGACGAGGCAGACGGCAGCCUUAGCCAGGUCGGCGACGUCCAAAGCCCUCGAACGCUCGACGUGCCGGACGCUCGUCCCCCUUUACCGUCCCACGAGCCGCCCCCUCCGCCGACGGAGCACGAAGAGAAUGGCACCGCCAUCAUUUCACAGCCCUUGCCCCCGCACCCUUACGUUCUCCCGUCGGCGCGACGGUCUCUCGAGUCUCAGUCGGCGACUAUCUUCUCUCCCUUGGAUCCGGUCCAGAGCGUCGGUAGUAGUGAGAAUUCCCUGCAACGACUGGAGACGACUGCGUCUGCGCAAGCCCUGCACUCAUCGGCUACGUCACUGGUGCCCUCGGCCUCAGAACCGGCCGCCGACGUGGUCAAGUCCCCCUCCCCCGAGCAGCGUCAAUUGAAGAAGCGACGGCACGUCAUCAAGGAGUUGGUGGACACCGAGUAUACGUUUGGCCGGGACAUGAAAGUCGUUGACGACAUCUACAAGGGGACGUCCAGCUCCUGUCUGGAUCUGUCCACCGAGGAUGUGAAGAUCCUCUUCGCCAACUCGGACCAGGUGGUUCAGUUUUCCAUGGCCUUCCAGGACACCCUCAAGGAAGCGGCCAAAAGCGUCUACGUGAUGCCCAAGUCGCAGCGGUGGAGCAGCAGGCGGAACGGGCGAAACCGGAACUCCGUCAAAAUCGACCAUGACGCAUUGACCGGGGCCUCGGCGUCAGAUAUGGAAAGAGACCGGGCCACGUCCAUCGGGCGGGCCUUUGUGACCCACGUGGAAACCAUGGAGAAGGUCUACUCGGAUUAUUUGAAAAACCACGACGCGGCCAACAAGAAGCUCCAAACCCUGCAGCGGAAUCCCAAGGUGGCGAUCUGGCUCAAAGAGUGCCGGGAGUGGGCCUCGGACCUGACAGCGGCAUGGGAUCUCGAUUCUCUCCUGGUCAAGCCCGUGCAACGGAUCUUGAAGUACCCCUUGUUGCUGUCGGAGCUCAUCGACUCCACUCCGGAGGACCACCCCGAUCGUGCCUAUCUCAUGAACGCCCUGGACGAGGUCACCAAGAUCUCCGUUCGCAUCAACGAGAUGAAGAAGCGGGCCGACCUUGUGGGCCAGGUCGUUGGGCGAAGACGCAAAGAGUCCGAUGUGAGGACCGGUCUGUCCAAGGCUUUUGGUCGCCGCACGGAGAAGUUCCGCCAACAGGUCGGUCUCUCCGACUUGUUCGAGGAUAAGGAGUACGAUGCCCUGGCCCAAAAAUUCGGGGACAACUUCUUCCAGCUGCAGGUGGUCAUGCGCGAUGCGGAGACAUACACGCAGGAAGCGCAAAGCUCCAUGGACAGCUUUACCGAAUACGUUGCUGCGAUCGAAGCCUUCAUCGAUGUGUCCUCGACGAACUAUUCUGAAUUGGAAGGCAAGUGGCGUGAUUUGAAGGUGACUGUGCAGGAUAUCAUGGCGUUGACGUUACCUGAGCAUCUCGGUAUUGUUCGCAAGAGUGUCAUCGAUCCAAUGGUCACAUUGCUCAAACUGCACGAAGGUCCGCAACGGGUAAUGAAGAAGCGUGACAAGCGUCUGAUGGAUUAUGCACGCUUCAAAGGCGCGAAGGAGCGGGGGGACAAGCCCGAUAAGAAGACGGCAGAGCAAGGGGAGCAAUUCGUGGCGUUGAACGAGACUCUCAAGGACGAGCUGCCCAAACUCUACUCCCUGACCGCCAAGUUGAUGGAGGCUUGCCUUAAGAACUUCCUGCAGAUCCAAACCACUUGGUACAGUGUGCUGCAGACGAAGCUUGGGCCGUUGGUCGAGUCCUUCCCCGAGGAUGUCCAGAAGGUGGUGAUGGACUGGACCGCCACGUUCAACUUUGCCGAAGCCCAGGUGUCGUCUCUUGGGAUCUGCAACGGCUCCUUGCUGGCGGAAAGCCUCAACAUGGUCAACUUCAACACCCCUUCCAUUGGGGCCACCAUCAGCUCGCCCCGACGCCCGUCGACUGUCAACAGCUCGAGUACGCGCAUGGGAUCUGCCAUGGAGGAAUCGCCCAAGGCGUCUCACGACUUCGGCAGCAUCCGUCCGUUCCAAUCCCCCAGCAUUGAUGGCCAGUCCCUCAUGUCGCAUGGACGCCACCGGGCCGAUUCCACGUUCUCGGGUCGUGCGGCGCCUGACACCCCCGAGAUUCCGCAGAGCCAAGCCUUGCAGCAGAUCACCAGUCCAUCCUCCAAGUCCGCGCCCCAGUCCAUCUCCAACACUGAGUCCUUCCCCAGCCUCCCGCGACUGAGCCUGGACUCUCCAUUCCUGGCCGAUAUGAUCGGGAAUCCCACCGAUGGGGAGCCGGCACCGGAAGAGAACCCCACUUCACCGGGUGGUCGAUACUCGGGCUUCUUCUCGUCUGCCAUGCCCAUGUCCGACAGCCCUCAGGAGGAGAAGACGGGCGAGAUCGAUCACACGAAAGAACCGCCUGCCGUGCUGUUCUUAGCGGCCAGCAUUUACGAGUUCAAUAUCGACCGGGCGCGCCGUGAAGCGGGGUAUCCUUAUCUGACCUACGUCCCGGGGGAGAUCUUCGACGUUAUUGCGGAGAAGGGAGAGCUCUGGCUGGCUAGGAACCAGGACGACUCGACGGGGCAGGUGGGUAACCGACUUGAACCCCCAAGUCUUUGUGCCAAUUUCUUUCUUUCUUCUGCCUCCCUGAGCGUUCGGUUUCAAUCUUGUGAUGAUAAUGUGGUGUUGGGUUCACUUCCUUCUUUCCCCAGUUUAACUUCGUUUCGCAUCCCUGUCUCCCUUCCCCUCCCCCCACUCCCAGUUUGGUCUUCCGAGAUAUCGUGCACAAUGCGGGACGGUGGAUUGGGGCGGUUGCAGAAGAGGAUGAGGCGGUUUGGUGAUUCGUUGAAUCCGGAUGAUGCCUACCUUAGCUUAACACGAGAAGACAUGCAGUCUCUCAAAAACGACUGGCUCACGGAUAAUAUCAUCUCCUUCUGGGAGGAAUAUCUAGAGCGGGAAUUCCUCACCCAUUACAAAUCCUCCAACAUCGUCCUCCUGCGCCCCAGCAUGUCCUUCAUGAUCCUGCAAACCCCCAACCCGCACUCCCUCCGCGAAGCCCUCCCCGACUUCACGCAAACAACGCACGUCUUCCUCCCGAUUAACGACUGCCGCAACGUCACAGAAGCCGAAGGCGGCACGCACUGGUCCCUACUCCUGAUCUCCAUCGUCGACGGGAUAGCCUUCCACUACGACUCCCUGCCCCCGGGGAACUACUGGGAAGCGCGAGCAGUGACGACCAAGUUCGGGACGCUCCUCAACCGGCCGAUCCGCUUCGUGCAUCUUGAGGACUCGCCGAUGCAGGAAAACGGCAGCGACUGCGGCGUGUUUGUGUGUCUCAGCAUGCGACAUCUGCUCCUCAAGAGACUCUUAACGGCAAAUGCUAGUGAAAAAGUCAGCAUGAGUCUCGGGGGUCGAAAAGUCGACGCCCGAUCUGGGCGGAAGGAAAUCUCUAAGAUCAUCGAGGGAUUUCGGAAAGAGGGCGAGAGACGUCGAUCGUAUGCCUCCUCCUCUCUACCCACUCUAUAUUCAAGUAUACUAAGAAGUAACCCUGAUAACGAUUCAAUCCAACAGAGCAAGUCUCAGCCCAGCAGGAAACAAAUCCAACAGUCCACCCCGCAUCGAAUGAUCCAACGAUCUCCACUAUUGGUUAGCGGUAACGGCAUGGCAUGGCAAGAAAGGACAGAAAGAAAAGAAAAAGACAAAAAAGAAAAGAGUAUAAGGGGCUCAUACCGGCGCUUUUAUCUAUAUCAUAUCAUUACUUUUAUUAUUUUGGUAGUGGAUAGAGGAUGGAUGGGAUAG